Achroia grisella is the source of this 3754-nucleotide messenger RNA. RefSeq names its product coatomer subunit beta' (gene beta'COP). Gene Ontology annotation, molecular function: structural molecule activity; protein binding. The record is from RefSeq and is a predicted model, not a curated record. Gene Ontology annotation, cellular component: COPI vesicle coat. NCBI's taxonomy places the organism in Eukaryota, Metazoa, Arthropoda, Insecta, Lepidoptera, Pyralidae. The coding region runs from base 87 to 3008 and encodes 973 amino acids. The transcript has 18 exons. Gene Ontology annotation, biological process: intracellular protein transport; endoplasmic reticulum to Golgi vesicle-mediated transport; intra-Golgi vesicle-mediated transport.
AAUACAGUGACACGUCCACCCACCCUGUCAAACAUCGGAAGUUUUCUGUUUCUGCAUGACAAUUUUUCAUGUUUUAACUAUUAAAAAUGCCGUUGCGCCUGGACACCAAGAGGAAAUUGACAGCGAGGUCUGACCGCGUCAAGUGCGUGGAUCAGCACCCCACCGAAACCUGGGUGCUCUGCUCGCUCUACAACGGCGACGUGAACAUAUGGAACUACGAGACGCACACGCAAAUCAAGAGAUUCGAGGUAUGCGAUCUGCCAGUGCGCGCUGCAAAAUUUGUCCCCAGGAAAAACUGGGUGAUCACGGGUUCGGAUGACAUGCAAAUACGCGUGUUCAAUUACAACACAUUGGAGAGAGUGCACUCUUUCGAGGCACAUUCAGAUUAUGUUCGCUCCAUUGCUAUUCACCCCACACAGCCUUAUAUUCUGACUAGCAGUGAUGAUCUCCUCAUAAAACUGUGGAACUGGGAUCGCAGUUGGGCCUGUCAACAAGUGUUUGAGGGCCACACCCACUAUGUAAUGCAGAUUGUAAUCAAUCCAAAGGACAAUAAUACAUUUGCAAGUGCCAGUCUCGACACCACGGUCAAAGUAUGGCAACUGGGUUCCUCAGUUUCGAAUUUCACAUUAGAGGGACACGAGAAAGGAGUCAAUUGUGUGGAUUAUUAUCACGGUGGGGACAAGCCAUAUCUGAUAAGUGGUGCAGACGACAGGCUCGUUAAAAUAUGGGAUUAUCAGAACAAGACAUGUGUUCAAACACUAGAAGGACAUACACAGAAUGUGUCGGCAGUCUCUUUCCAUCCCGAAUUGCCCAUCCUGCUCACAGGGUCUGAAGAUGGCACUAUCAGAAUUUGGCAUGCUGGCACCUACCGACUUGAAUCUAACCUAAACUAUGGUUUUGAAAGAGUGUGGACAAUUUCCUCCAUGCACGGCUCUAAUAAUAUUGCUAUUGGUUAUGAUGAGGGGACAAUAAUGAUAAAAGUGGGCAGAGAGGAGCCAGCGAUUUCCAUGGAUGUGAAUGGCGGCAAAAUAAUAUGGGCGAAACAUUCCGAAAUGCAACAGGUCAAUUUGAAAGCACUUCCAGAGGGUAUUGAAAUAAAGGAUGGAGAGCGGGUUCCAGUGGUGGCCAAGGACAUGGGCUCGUGCGAGAUCUAUCCACAGACGAUCGCGCACAAUCCCAACGGUAGAUUUGUGGUGGUUUGUGGUGAUGGAGAAUACAUAAUCUACACAGCGAUGGCACUAAGGAACAAGGCGUUUGGAACCGCGCAGGAGUUCGUGUGGGCAUUAGACAGCUCUGAAUAUGCCACCCUCGAGAACUCCAGUACCGUCAUAGUGUUCAAAAACUUUAAAGAGAGGAAGAGUUUCAAACCGGAGUAUGGAGCAGAAGGCAUCUUCGGUGGAUUCAUGCUGGGCGUGAAGUCCAUCAGUGGCAUGGCUUUCUCCUUCUAUGAUUGGGAGCAAUUAGACCUAAUCAGACGUAUCGAGAUCCAGCCGCGGCACGUGUACUGGUCGGAGAGCGGGAACCUAGUGUGCCUGGCGACUGACGACUCGUACUAUGUACUCAAGUACAACGCCGCGGUGGUGACGCGCGCCAGGGAAAGCAACGCCAACAUCACAGAGGAUGGCAUUGAGGAUGCAUUCGAGGUGGUGGGUGAGGUGAACGAGACAGUGAAGACCGGUCUCUGGGUGGGAGACUGCUUCAUCUACACGAAUUCACUGAACAGGAUAAACUACUAUGUGGGCGGUGAGAUCGUCACCAUCUCACAUCUCGACCACACCAUGUACAUACUCGGCUACGUUGCUAAGGAGAACAGACUGUACCUGAAUGAUAAGGAGCUGAACAUCGUGUCGUACUCGCUGCUGCUGUCGGUGCUGGAGUACCAGACGGCGGUGAUGCGCGCCGACUUCGAGACCGCAGACCGCGUACUGCCUACUAUCCCACACGACCACCGCACCAGGGUUGCUCACUUCCUCGAGAAACAGGGCUUCAAACAACAAGCCCUAGCUGUAUCUACCGAGCCCGAGCAUCAAUUCGAGCUGGCCUUAGCCCUUGGGGAACUGCAGCGCGCGAAGCAGCUGGCAGAAGAGGCCACAUUAGCUGAAGGCGCUCCGUCGAGAACAUCCGGAGCGCGUUGGUCUAGACUCGGGGCGGCUGCAGCAGCCGCCGCCGAUACGGAACUCACCAAGGCGUGUUACCAGGCAGCUCAGGAUUACAGCGCGCUCUUGCUGUUCGCUGCCAGCACUGGUGACAAGCAGCUGCUGCAAGAUGUGGCUCGAAUGUCGGAAGCGGAGGGUGAUGACAACAUAGCGUUCUUGGCUUACUUCACCCUCAACGAGCUGGAUGCCUGUCUCCAGCUCCUGAUCAGGCGAGAAAAGCUGCCUGAAGCGGCUUUCUUUGCCAGGUCAUACAUUCCGUCGAAGGUAUGCGAGGUGGUGGAGAUGUGGCGCGAGUCGGUCGGCGCCACCAACAAGAAGUCCGGACAGUCGUUGGCGGACCCUCACAACUACGAGAACCUGUUCCCAGAGUACAUGGACUCACUCGUGAUGGAAAAAUUUCAACGAGAGUACGGUUUCGAGCACAGUUCAAAGCUGUCCAACUUGCCCACUGAUUCCAAGCAGUGCAACAUAGAGCGGAAGCUCGCUGAUGAGAUGGCACAGGCUGUGAAAGUCGGCGCAUGGAAACUGACAGUUGGCCCCGGUGAAUUGAAACCAUCCGGUAGCGAAAGGAAGCUGGAGAACUGCAAUCAAGUAACACCAGACAGCACCAGCGAUUUGAGAACGGACAACACCAGCGAUAGGAGGCACAAUGUGGCCGCUGACUCCACCGUCGAAGUUCCCGAUUCCGCUAGCAGUUUAUUUGUUAACACUGACGAGUUGCUAGCAAGAAAAUUGAAGCGCAGAGAUUCUAUUGAUAUAAUGGAAGAGAUCGACCGUGAAAUAGACGGCAUCGAGCUGGACGGCAACGCCGAUAGUGUGGACUUGUCGGAUGAAGCGGAUCUAUUGGACUAAUAUAUAAGUGUAUUUAGAUUUUUUAUUUUAUAUAUAAUACUAUUAUAUAAUGUACUAUUUCCUAAAGUGCUAAUACAAUUAAGAUUAAAGUAUUAUACAGUUUUCUUUCAAGGUUUUGUUUCUUUUCUGAUUAGAUUAUGUCACUGUACAAAAUAUAACGAUGUGUGUUGUAUAAAUACAUGACAAAUAAUGAAUGCGCCUCAUUUAUUGUGUAAAAUUGUGUAAAGUCGCGUGGAGGAGGCGCUAAGACAAAUCGCUGACGAUUAGUAAAAUUUAUUUUAAUAAAGACGUGAAAUAUGUAGAUGUUGUAAAGAGAAAUAUAUUUGAAUACUCCCGACACGCAAUACCUCUCGACCCUCGCCUCAAAUUAAAUGUAUAUUUAAUUGCUACGCCAACAAUUUAUAGUCUAUUUUAAAUUUUAAAUAAAUAUAUUUAUCGUAGAUAUAUCAUAUAGGUACGCUAUUGUACAAGGUUUAGUAUUUACCUGCAUGUAGAGUGCAUUAGUAAAAUUUUGCAGCGUGACAUUCACAAAAAUGUUGCAUAUGUUGCAUGUUAUUUGUUAUUGUUAUCAAAUAACUAUUGUCUAUUCCGCCUUGACAGACAGAAAAAAACAUAAUAUAUGUCAAAUACUAGAUUGCACGAAGUAUGUAAUUAGGUCAUAAUGACUAGGAUUGAUUGUAAUAUUUGCAUGUAAAUAUAACGAUUGAGACAACCACAAGUGCAUCAUGUUUUAUUAAAUUUUUCAA